Molecule: messenger RNA, 1338 nt
Organism: Colletotrichum graminicola M1.001
Lineage: Eukaryota; Fungi; Ascomycota; Sordariomycetes; Glomerellales; Glomerellaceae
Product: major facilitator superfamily transporter
Exons: 10
Coding region: 1-1338 (445 amino acids)
Biological process (GO): transmembrane transport
Cellular component (GO): membrane
Molecular function (GO): transmembrane transporter activity
Source: RefSeq, a predicted model, not a curated record
AUGAAGGAGGACCUGGAGUUGUUUGGCAACGAACUGAAUUACUUUACAACAUUCUUCAAUAUUGGAUACAUGAUCAUGCUGUAUCCUUCGUGUAUCGUCAUCUCUCACUUCGGCCCCUCCCGAUGGUUGCCGGCCUGCGAGCUUAUUUGGGGCGUUCUUACCUGUUGUCUCUCAGUUGUGAGCAGCGCCAAGCAGGUUUAUGGCCUUCGCUUCCUGAUCGGAUUCUUCGAAGGGACUGCUUGGCCUGGAUACUUCACACUAAUCAGCCAGUGGUACAUGCCUCACGAGGUCGCCUUACGAAUGAGUCUCUACAAUAUUGCCCAACCAGCGGGUGCCAUGCUUUCCGGUGCGAUGCAAGGGGCUCUUUCAACCAAUUUUGAGGGUCUGCAUGGCCGGUCUGGCUGGAGAUGGGCUUUCAUCAUCAACGGCGUGUGUACUAUCGCCGUCGCAAUUGCCGCUUUCUUCAUUCUUCCUGGCUAUCCCGAACGCCCGAACCCUCUUUCCAAGUUCUACUUGAAGCCUAAACAUAUCGACAUCGCUCUGGCUCGUGCUCGUCGGGUUGGCCGCAAGCCGCAGAUCGGCAUCACGCCCAUAUCCUUUUUUAGGUGCUUCACUUUUUGGCAACUAUGGGCCUUUGCUAUUGCGUGGUGCAUCGGUGGCAACUUCACACCGGCCAACUAUUUCAACCUAUGGCUCAAGUCCCUCAAGAAUUCCGACGGUUCAGUCAAGUAUUCCAUUGCAAUGAUCAACUACCUGCCCAUCAUCGGGCAGGCUAUCCAGCUCGUAGCAGAGCUGUUGUUUAGUGGUUUCAGUGAUUACUUUGGCGUUAGACUGCCAUUUCUGCUUCUACACUCUGUCAUCAACAUUUCUUCUCAUAUCAUUCUAAUUGUACGACCUAGCAACGAGCGGGCUUACAUGGCUGGUUGGUACAUGAACUACAUAGGAGCAGUCUCCACUAUGCUGCUCUGCUCAUGGGCGUCGGCACACCUUCAAGGUGAGCCACAGGUGCGCACCGUGCUCUUUGCCAGCGGCACCAUCUUAUCGUACCUUAUGAGUGCAUUCAUCCCUCUUGCUGCCUUCCCAGCAUCCGAAGCUCCUCAAUGGCGCAUUGGAUCUAAGCUCUAUCUCGGAUUUGCCCUCGUGUCUAGUGUGAUGUUCGUUGGGAUUCACUUUGCGUUGCAGUGGGAGGAGAAGAGGAAGGCAAAGGAUGCAGUCAAGCAAGAUUCAACAGGGGAGCCGGAUAAUGCAGACGCUGGUGUUAAGUCUGUACUCGAGAAGUCCGACAGUACAGCCAUUGGAAAGAAGUCAAUGGGGAAGUUUCACGAUAGACCUCAGUAA